Molecule: messenger RNA, 1019 nt
Organism: Psylliodes chrysocephalus
Lineage: Eukaryota; Metazoa; Arthropoda; Insecta; Coleoptera; Chrysomelidae
Source: the annotation of a GenBank genome assembly
CAACAAUUGGUCGAACGUCAAUUCAAAAAUUGCAAUCAAUUUCAUUCAAAAUAUGGUAAGAAGACAGUUGUUUUUCGUACUAAUUUCAAUAAUACAAGCUUUAAACUCUAUCAAAUGUAUCCAAAUAAAUUUCAUCAAAGUACCAUUAGCUGUUAAAAAUGACUCCAACGUUUCUGUAAUCAUGGAUUGUAACUAUUCGUUGAGACCAGACGACACCGAAUUGGUCAUUAAAUGGUAUUUAAACGAAGAACUAGUCUAUCAAUGGAUCCCUCCUCAGUCACCGCAAAGUUUCGGACUUUUAAAAGACAAAAUCGAUUUGGAAUACAAAGCUUCGGAUGAUCCGAAAUGCGUACACAGGGCGAUGAAGAUUUUCAAUCCCACUAACGAUAUCGCCGGUGAAUAUAAAUGUUUUGUAUCCACUUUUACCGAUGAGGAUUUUUUCAUUAAACAUAUGCACGUGUUUGUUCCAGAGAAGUCCUUAGAAGUUUUCAAAAGCGGACAUGACGACCAAACGGUGAAUUUCACUUGUAUGGCUUCGGAAACUUAUCCCAAAGCUAAUUUGUUGUUGUUCAAGAGUUACAAGGAUCAUUAUCACAAAAAAAGAUUGUCGCUAGUUCAUUGGGAUGUCAACAAACAUACUUCUGGUCGCUUUUCUACGUUCAUUGUUGCGUCUGUAAAUCGAGAACAUCUACCAGCUGGUACAAUAAUAACGUGCGAAAUGAGAAUACCCGAUACAGGUUAUGUCAAAAUUGGGAGUCUACUAUAUUAUCCAGAAGUUCCUCUCAAGGAUUCAGGUAACGCACCUGCAUUUCUAAAUGCACUUCCAUUGUAUUUUUGUUUAAAAAUAUUUUUAUUUAUAAUGUAGGUUCAAUUUUUCGUAAAAACUGUCAUCAAGUUUUUAUACAAUCAACAUUAUUCUUAGGAAUUCUCAAAAUGAACAUUCAAUUUUAAAAAUAUUUAGUAGGUAUCUGUAUUAUCAAUUUAUCACUAUUAUUUAUGUUAAUAAAUGUUAAUUAUUA